CAGCUUAAUAAUUGCAUUAUUGACGUCCACUAUAAUUAAUUAAAUGGCCACCCAGACCCAACAACUAGUACUGCUCCUGCUCUGUAUCGUGGCUUCCCUGUUUAGCACAAGCACUGGUAGCGAUGACAACCAUGUGUGGCUUCUCGGAGAGGACUCUGGUUACCAUGACAACUACGAUACUAUCUACUCGUCAUGUGACACAACUAGCAUCGUAGCACUGACAAAGGACAGACUACAUGUUGAUUACUACACUGCUGUGGAACAGCUGAGAAUGAUUAGAUUCAACUUCCCUCUAGCGGUUGAUUUUGUGGUCACUCGAAUGAUUAACGAGGAACAACAGGACGAAGUCUUCGUGGCCGUACAUGAAGGACAAUUGAGUGGAGAUGUGAGGCUGAUAGAUUCGUCUGGUUCAACAGAUACCAGAAUUGGCAGACUGGAGGUCUAUUACAAUGGACAAUGGGGGACAGUGUGUCAGGACAACUUCGGUAUAAAUGAUGCAAGAGUGGCUUGUCGUCAACUAGGUUUCCUAGGUUACAUAGGCUAUGGGGUCGUACGAAAUGCCCUAACAGUGUCAGCAUCCACACCGAUAUGGUUGGACGAGCUUGGUUGCUUUGGAUCUGAAACUAGACUAGAUGACUGCCCACACAAUUCUAUUGGAAUUCAUAAUUGUGAUCGUUCUGACGAUGUGGGAUUAGUGUGUGCAAUAAAUGAAGAUUUGAGACUUGUGAAUAGUUCUGGCACCACUGGGUUAGGUCCCGAUGGUCGACUGGAGUUGUUUUAUAACGGACAAUGGGGGACAGUGUGUGACAAUAGCUUCAGUCCAAACGAUGCAAGGGUGGCUUGCCGUCAGCUGGGGUAUGAUGACUAUGCUAAUUAUGGACGAGUAGGAACUUUAGGUUUCUCCCAAUCAUCAUCAACCACUCGGACAUGGCUAGACGAGCUUCGUUGCUUAGGAAACGAGACCAAACUCAUUAAUUGUCCUGCUAACACUAUCGGAGUUGAAGAUUGCACCCACACACAAGAUGUGGCCCUGUUCUGUAUUUCGGAGGGAGACCUGAGGCUGGUAGACAAUUCAGGCCGAACAGGAGGCUCCUCUGGCAGACUGGAGGUCUAUAACAGUGGACAAUGGGGGACAGUGUGUGAUGAUAGCUUCAGUCCAAAUGAUGCAAAAGUGGCUUGUCGUCAGCUGGGGUACGCAGACUAUACUCAGUAUGGACGAGUAGGAACAUUAGGUUUCUCCCAAUCAUCAUCAACCACUCGGACAUGGCUGGACGAGCUUCAAUGCUUAGGAACUGAGAGCAGACUCAUCGAUUGUCCUGCUAACCCUAUCGGAGUGGAAGAUUGCACCCAUACCCAAGAUGUGGCCCUGUUCUGUAUUUUGGAUGGAGACCUGAGGCUGAUAGACAACUCAGGCCGAACAGGAGGCUCCUCUGGCAGACUGGAGGUCUAUUACAGUGGACAAUGGGGGACAGUGUGUGAUGAUAGCUUCAGUCCAAACGAUGCAAGAGUGGCUUGUCGUCAACUAGGAUUCUCAACCUACACUCGAUACGGAGCAGUUGGAACGCUAGGUUUCUCCCAACCUUCAUCAACCACUCGGAUAUGGUUGGACCAACUUCGUUGCUCAGGAACUGAGAGCAGACUCAUUAAUUGUCCUGCUAACACUAUCGGAGUGGAAGAUUGCACUCAUUCAGAAGAUGUAGCCCUGGUGUGUGGUGCAGCUACUUCUCCUUCUUCCCCUUCUUCCCCUUCUUCCCCGUCCUCAACUCCAACUACAUCCUCCAACAUAACAUCGAUCAGCACAGGAGUGACUAUUCCUAUUAUCAUUGUCGUUGUGAUCCUUUUUAUUUUCCUGUUCUGUGUUUUCACAAACCGGAGGAGACGCCAUGUUGGUCGCCCAGCAACCAGAGCUCCUGUAGUCGCUAAUGUUAGAUCAACAACUGUUAUCAUCGCCAAGUCAACCGCACCAGCAGCAAAAGGACAAGAUACGGCCUACCCUAUGCAAUCCAAACCCCAAUAUUCAAAUCAGGCCCCACCUCAGAAUGUGUAUCCGCCUCAAUCAGCAGCCCCCUACACCACUGGACAGCAACAACCCCCAGCCCCCUACACCACUGGACAGCAACCCCCAGCCCCCUACACCACUGGACAGCAACAACCCCCAGCCCCCUACACCACUGGACAGCAACAACCCCCAGCCCCCUACACCACUGGACAGCAACAACCCCCAGCCCCCUACUCCACUGGACAGCAACCCCCAGCCCCCUACUCUACUGGACAGCAACCCGCUGCUCUGUACCCUGCGUACCCCACUGGACAACCACCCCCUGCUCCGUACUUGUCUGCAUGGGGAGGAGCCCCUCCAGCAUAUCCAGGAUGAUUAUGGGGACCUACUAUGCAUGCAGUACAUGUAUAUUAACUGAAAGUAGUGAACUUUUAAUAAGAGACAUUGCAAAUUGCAAUUGACUGUAUAUAGCUGUUAGUGAUAGCAAACUUCUAUUAUUUUUAAGUUUAGACAAUGAGAAUUUUGUUCCUCAUUUUUUCACAAAUUAUUUUCAAAAGCAAACUCUUCGGCUGAUUUUAAUGAAUGUAU
This is a messenger RNA of Halichondria panicea, 2587 nucleotides long. Its product is annotated as deleted in malignant brain tumors 1 protein-like. Gene Ontology annotation, cellular component: membrane. Bases 44 to 2374 code for a protein of 776 amino acids. The record is from RefSeq and is a predicted model, not a curated record. The transcript is spliced from 12 exons. NCBI's taxonomy places the organism in Eukaryota, Metazoa, Porifera, Demospongiae, Suberitida, Halichondriidae.